AUGGAACUCAAAGCUCUCUCCAGCAAUUGGAAAAAGCUCCAGGAGACUUUGAAGAAGGACGUCUCCACUGUCCCCGCACCAAAGCGCAAACGGUCCGAUCGCGAAACCCAGAAUGAUCUAGUGAAGAAACGGAAAACCGCCGCAGAAGCAGGAAAGGCAAAAGGGACUCCACAAACUAUACGGACCUUGAAGAAACGGAAAAGAAUGUCUCAGGGGGCUACAGGUGGCGAUACUAGUGCUGCCCAGAGUCCCACUCUGGUAGUUUCGAAAGAAAACGAAGGUCGCUCUCCAACCGUUGAGAUAGGCAAAUACAUUGCGAUGGAUUGCGAGAUGGUUGGAAUCGGCCCAAACCCAGAUGACGACUCUGCCCUUGCCCGGAUCAGUAUCGUGAACUACAACGGCGACCAAGUAUACGAUUCAUAUGUGCGACCUAAAGAGAUGGUCACAGAUUGGCGGUCACACGUCAGCGGCAUACUUCCGAAGCACAUGGUGGAAGCUCGGUCAUUAGAGCAAGUGCAGAAAGAGGUCGCGGAGAUUCUUGAAGGUCGGAUACUGGUUGGACACGCUCUCCGGAAUGAUUUAGAUGCACUUCUUCUCAGUCAUCCCAAGCGCGACAUUAGAGACACCAGCAAGCACCCCCCGUACCGCAAAAUCGCCGGUGGGGGAUCUCCUCGAUUGAAGAUCCUAGCGUCGGAGUUCCUCGGGUUGGACAUACAAUCUGGCGCCCAUUCUAGUGUGGAGGAUGCGAAGGCCACAAUGCUGCUGUACCGGCGGGAUAAGGAUGAGUUUGAACGAGAACAUCUGAAGAAAUGGCCAGUCCGAGUAGUGUCGGAGAGCAAAGAAAAUGGAGGGGAUGAGAAGAAAAAGAAAAAGAAGAAGAAGAAGACGCGCAAGAGGUGA
Messenger RNA from Aspergillus mulundensis, 900 nucleotides. It is a transcript of the gene rex4, whose product is annotated as putative 3'-5' exonuclease. The transcript has 2 exons. Bases 1 to 900 code for a protein of 299 amino acids. Gene Ontology annotation, biological process: rRNA processing; ribosomal large subunit assembly. The record is from RefSeq and is a predicted model, not a curated record. Gene Ontology annotation, cellular component: nucleus. Gene Ontology annotation, molecular function: 3'-5' exonuclease activity; nucleic acid binding. NCBI's taxonomy places the organism in Eukaryota, Fungi, Ascomycota, Eurotiomycetes, Eurotiales, Aspergillaceae.